Molecule: messenger RNA, 1163 nt
Organism: Venturia canescens
Lineage: Eukaryota; Metazoa; Arthropoda; Insecta; Hymenoptera; Ichneumonidae
Exons: 4
Coding region: 2-997 (331 amino acids)
Source: RefSeq, a predicted model, not a curated record
CAUGUAUAUAAAGGAGAGUCUUAGAGGCCGGGGGGCCCAGUACCGUUCGAAGAUGCAAGCCGCUGGGAUGCUGCGUGGGACGGGGGCCAUGGGCGAAUUCCACGUACUUCUCAUUGGCACCCUCAUUCUCGCGUUCAUCGGCGAGAACGCCCAUGCACUCCCACUGCAGGUCUUGCCAAACAUCCCUGGAUACAUACCCGUUUACAUAAGACACGGAGAUCAACCACUGGAUGAAAUCAAUCCAGCUUUGGCCGAGGCUUUUCACGAAAAGCAGAUUCUAGAGAACACACCUCCGGAACGGUUCGGUAAUGCUCCCGACGACUUGAGAAAGAAUAUGGAGAACCACCCGUCCUACGAUGACGAGGAGGACGGUGACGAGGGAGGAUUGAACGCGGGAUCACGAAGAAAAGGAACAGUUUAUUUGAUCGGUGUAAGACAAUCGGGUGACGAUAAAACGAACGAUGGGAAUUCGAGGUCCAAAAUUGCACUGCCGUUCGAGGUUCUCCAGCGUGAAGCAAUUGAGGUAAACUCGGCGGAUCAUGAUGAACCUGAAAAAUCCAAGGAUGUCUGGAUCGAGGAAGCCGGGAAGCAGAACAGUGCAAGAAAGCCAAUCGGCCUCUCGAAGGAGGCGGUUAUCAAGGCAGGUGGACUUCCAGUUGAUCUCAAGGAUCUCGAGAGGCUCGCAGCCGAAGUGGAAAGAGAAGAAACGCGUCCGAACGAUCUUUACGAUGCAGUGGUCGCUGAAGAUCGCCCUGUCCAUUCGUACCGACGUACAAUGAAAAAAAAAUUAAUCGACGGGGAAGCGACGAAGGAACGAAAAGACUUUGAACGAAUCAUCGAUGAUGCAGAUGACAGGUUGAUCCUGCCUAUCGAGGAUCCCAAAGAAAAACAUUCCAGCAAAUCGAGAACUAGCGAAAGAAUGUUGAGGCCAGCCAGAGAUCCAAAAGAGUCGAGACCGAGUGAUGAAUCGAUCGAUUUCAUGGUGCAGGAAGAAUGAUCCUUCAACGUCAUCGUCGAAAUCAGAUUCAGCAAACGGAACAAAAAAAAUAUAUUUUUUUUAAUCUCUCUAUUCAGUCUACGCAAUUCAAGAGAAUCCAUAGUUACUUGUAAAUUUUUUAUUCACGAUUUCUUAGAAAAUAAAGACGAGAACAGUGUCAAGAGUU